AUGGAUGCCACGCCUCUUGCAAUAGGGGGCGUGCCCUUAGUGGGCCUCCAGGAGGUCUCUGAGGAAGAUGCAAAGGCCACGUUCAAGAAGCUCUGCGCCAGCUUUCGCAUCAGUGAAAAUGUGGGGGACUGGCUGGUUGAGACAGUGGGCUUGCGAACUCUUGAAGACUAUUCGGCCUUCAUUACGUCUGAAGCAGAAAUUGAGGCGAAGAUCACAUCUAAGAUCGCCAACCUUGCGCAGUCUGGGUUGCAAGCAGCCCGGCUUCGCCAGGCAUGGUUGGCCAUACGCGUGGCCGGCACACAGGCGCAGGAGGCGAAGAAGCGCGGUGACGAGUCUCUGGACUUGGAAGCUUUGUUGCCGUUGCAUGACCUCAAGCAGCUAGAUGCCUUAUUUCACCAGAGGUACAAGUUGCAGCUGGAGGUUCAGGUAGCUCCGUCCGAUGCCCUAGUGUCUAGCCUGGCCAAGCAGCUGGAUAGGCGCAUGUUGCAGGUCCAAUCUGUUUUCAAGGUGAAGACACUUCGGCACAGUUUGUUGACUACUCGCAAGAGACGCAAGCUUGGGUCCAUUGAGAUUGUGGACGCCGAAGAGGCCAUCGACGAACCCAUCUCAGAGAAUGUGAGCAAUUAUUUGGAACUUUUGCAAGUUUUGCUGUAUGGAUUGGCGAAGGCAGGAGUGAGGCCGCUCGAGAAGCAGCCCGCGGAGCCGGAGGGCCCCAACACCCGGUCCACUGCGUAUGUGCAAGUGCCGCUGGAUGUCGUGUUGCGAUACCAUCGUAGAGCAGCAAGGUGUGUCAAGUUAGCGCCCCCCAGCGCGGCUUUGACGUGGCUGCAGCAGCGAGAUGAGCGUGAGAGGCAGCUGUGGGUUGAGAGGUUCCGUUUCAGCAACCUUCCCCUAGGACAAAUCAUUGAGCAGACGAUGCUGGAGCUUGAUCAUGCUUGGGAGAUAGUGCCGAGCGACGACUUAUCUGCGACAUCAGCAAAUGAGAAGUCAGAGAAGACGCCGAAGUCACCCAGCAAGAUUGGCAAGCUCGCAGCAAAGCUCAAAGAUGGCACGCGUCUGUGCUCAGACUGGAACCAGGGUGGCUGCGCUGAGAGAUGCCAGAAGAAGCUAACGCAUGCCUGCUCAUACAUCAUCAAAGAAAAUGGCAGGGUCUGUGGAAUGCGAAAUCACCGAGCAUGCAAUCACAAGUCCAAGUCGGCCUCGUGA
This is a messenger RNA of Symbiodinium natans, 1206 nucleotides long. The record is from the annotation of a GenBank genome assembly. NCBI's taxonomy places the organism in Eukaryota, Dinophyceae, Suessiales, Symbiodiniaceae.